CCCGUCGGGGCUGGGAGGAGCGGGGACGUGUAACGGGCUCGUGCCCGGCCCGGCCGCCCGGAGACAGAGCGAGAGGGCUCCCCACGGACAGAGCCCCGAGCCAGCUGCAGGGACUGAGAGCCGCCUCGGUGGAGCGGGCUGGGGGGCGCUGCCCAUCUCAAGCAGUGUCUGGCUCACACCUCAGGCAGGUGAGGUGGUGAGACGGUAUCCAGGACGCCUGGGAUCUUCGCCAGGCACUGGGAGGACGCGGUGCCGUAGCCGUCCCCACCCGCCCGCCAUGGCUAGAUGAUCCCGGCCCCGCGCCAUGCUGCAGUCCCGCGGCCGGUACCUGCUGCUCCUGCUGGGGGUGCAGCUGGUGGUGAUGGCGUUGCUGUACCAUGAGGGUUACCGCCGGCGGGUCGCCUACUUCCUGGGCAUCUUCUACAAAGGGGGGGCCCCGGCCGGGCUGGGGGGACCCCAGGGCGCCGCCCACAACGCCUCGCUGCCCGGCGACGUCUACGCCAACCUCAGCCUCAUCGCCCGGCCCCCGCUGCGUCCCGAGGAACUGCCCUACUGCCCUGAGACCUCCCCAUUCCUAGGGGGGCCGAUCCGGGUGACCUUCCCCCCGGGACUGACCCUGGAGCAGAUUGUGCGCAAGAACCCCUACGUGACAGCCGGGGGCAGGUACCAGCCCCCCGACUGCGACCCCCUGCACCGCACGGCCGUCAUCAUCCCCCACCGCAACCGGGAGCAGCACCUGCGCUACCUCCUCUACUUCCUGCACCCCUUCCUGCAGCGCCAGCAACUCAGCUACGGCAUCUACAUCAUCCAGCAGGCAGGGAACUACACCUUUAACCGGGCCAAGCUGCUGAACGUGGGGUUCAAGGAGGCGAUGAAGGAUGAGGACUGGGACUGCAUGUUCUUCCAUGAUGUUGACCUCAUCCCCGAGGACGAUCGCAACCUGUACACCUGCGACCGCUUCCCCAAGCACGCCUCCGUCGCCAUGGACAAAUUCGGAUACAAGUUGCCCUACAAGACCUACUUCGGGGGGGUGUCGGCUUUGACCCCGGAGCAGUACAUGAAGAUGAACGGUUUCCCCAACAACUACUGGGGCUGGGGGGGCGAAGACGAUGACAUUGCUGUGAGGGUGGCGCUGAGCGGGAUGCUAAUCUCCCGGCCCUCCGUCCAGCAUGGCCGCUACCGCAUGAUCAAACACGGCCACGACAAGGGCAAUGAGCAGAAUCCCAGGAGGUUUAACCUGCUGGCCAAGACGCGUCGGACCUGGCGCCAGGACGGCAUGAACACGCUGGACUACCAGCUGCUGGCCAAGGAGCUCCAGCCCCUCUACACCAACAUCACCGUCGCCAUCGGCACCGAGAAGGGCCUGCGCCGCCCCACGUGACCUCCCCGCCGGCAGGGGGGCUGGGACUUGGGGGGGCAUGGCUGGACCCCCCGAUCCACCCUGGACUGAGCAACCAAAGAUGCCCAGCUGGAGGGGGUGGGGUCUUGGGCUGGUGCUGCUGGGGAGGGGGAGGGGGGAGAAGAUUGGGCCCCUGAGCCGGCGUGGGGGAGAGCGGGACCAGGGAGUGGGUCCCUGAUUGGGGGGAAAUUGGGCCCCCAAGCUGGUGGGCGGGGGGGUAGCAAGCAGGGGACGGGGUCCCUGAUGCCCCUGCUGUUAGAGGGCGAGGGGGGAGGGAAUCAGGGCCUGACUCUCCCCAGAGCCAUUCACCAGGGCUGGUUUUUUAUACAGAUGUCUCUUGGGGGGCGGGGUUUGUCUCUUGGGGGGCGGGGUUUGCUGUCCUGCCCACAGAGGGGGCUGCCCCCCCAGUGCACAGACUCUUUCUUAUUAAAGUGCAAUUUAUUUUACUGCA
This is a messenger RNA of Malaclemys terrapin pileata, 1850 nucleotides long. RefSeq names its product beta-1,4-galactosyltransferase 3-like. The transcript has 9 exons. Gene Ontology annotation, biological process: carbohydrate metabolic process. The coding region runs from base 305 to 1381 and encodes 358 amino acids. The record is from RefSeq and is a predicted model, not a curated record. Lineage: Eukaryota; Metazoa; Chordata; Testudines; Emydidae. Gene Ontology annotation, molecular function: glycosyltransferase activity.